Glarea lozoyensis ATCC 20868 is the source of this 672-nucleotide messenger RNA. RefSeq lists its product as uncharacterized. NCBI's taxonomy places the organism in Eukaryota, Fungi, Ascomycota, Leotiomycetes, Helotiales, Helotiaceae. Bases 1 to 672 code for a protein of 223 amino acids. The record is from RefSeq and is a predicted model, not a curated record. The transcript has a single exon.
AUGAAGUUCUUCACCACAGCAACCCUCCUCCUGCUCGUUCCCCUCAGUACUGCAAGAGCACUCCAAAGAGACUCGAUUCCCAUCACAGCAAGAGAUUUGUCGACGAAAUCAGACGAGAUGUUAAAUCGUGAUGGCCUGCCACAUGAAAUCACGAAGAGACAGGGCUUUGCUCAAGCCCUCGUCAAUGCACUUCCAGAUAUCCUCAAGACCUUGGGUCUCCGUGGUGUCGCACAGGACAGCACGAACCCAUCGAUCGGGAAAAGAUCUCAACAAAGCUCGAUUUCCGACGAGGACAACGAAGCUCUCCAAACUUUCAUUCAAGAGUUACUUGGAAGUCUCGGAACGGUGCAAUCAGACGGCAACUUGAUAAAUGGUAGAGGCCAAACACAAGCUAUUGCAAAGAGACAGGGCUUUGCUCAAGCCAUCGUCGACGCACUUCCAGCUAUUCUGAAGAACUUAGGUCUCCGUGAUAUCUCACAAGACAGUCUCAACUCAUCUUUCGAGAAAAGAGAUCCAACACUACAAACUUCGGAUGACGACGCUUCGACGCAAGGGAUAGCAAAGCGACAAGGCCUUACUCAAGCUAUCGCCAAUGCGCUUCCCGAUAUUCUUAAGACCCUGGGUCUCCGCGAUCUCUCACAAACAAGUCUCAACUCAUCGUUCGACAACUGA